UCAUAUAUUUUGCAACUCGUGUAUAGUACGGAGUACCGAUGCGGUACUGGGAGAUGGCAAUACACGUGUGGAUUGCUUGUUAAAGUGCGGAUGUGAAUUUCCUUUGUCUGUACUUGAGCGAGUAUUACCGCCAACUAAAUACCGUAUCCUGCUUUGCAAGCGGCAAGAGGCGGAGGUAAUAGCCGCUAGAGUCGAAGGCUUAGUGUCAUGUCCAUUUUGUCAUUUUGCAUAUGUACCGCCACCGGAAGAUAAGAUUUUCAAAUGCCUUAAUUCGGAAUGUAUGAAAGAAUCUUGUCGAUUAUGCAAAGAAGUUAGUCACAUUCCUCUGAACUGCAACGAAAAAAAAACAGAGUCUGCACGUAAAUUCUUGGAAGAAAAAAUGACUGAAGCUCUGGUACGAAAAUGCUAUCGUUGCAGCCGAAUGUUUUUCAAGGAAGAAGGCUGUAACAAAAUGACUUGUGUAUGUGGUGCUCAGAUGUGUUACAUCUGCGACAAACCAGUAACUGAUUAUAAGCAUUUUCAAGGUCAAGGAGCAGAACGCUCGAAUCUUUGUCCGUUAUGGAGUGAUGAUCGUCGUAUGAAUGCCGAGUCUGUAAUCAAAGUUUGUAAGGAAACUGUAAAGCAGAUUAAAGAGAAAGAUCCUAAAAUCGAUAUAAAUGUUGAUGCACUUUUACCAAAGUUACCGCCUAAAAGCAGAGGACCUCAUGAUGAUAUUCCAAAUCCAGUGGUAUAUAUACAAUCUGCAUAUCCAAAUAAAUACGCAUUUAGGACUGCUUACACCAACGUCGCUUAA
Molecule: messenger RNA, 793 nt
Organism: Temnothorax curvispinosus
Lineage: Eukaryota; Metazoa; Arthropoda; Insecta; Hymenoptera; Formicidae
Product: E3 ubiquitin-protein ligase RNF216-like
Exons: 3
Coding region: 281-793 (170 amino acids)
Molecular function (GO): zinc ion binding
Source: RefSeq, a predicted model, not a curated record